This is a messenger RNA of Sus scrofa (pig), 1635 nucleotides long. RefSeq names its product transmembrane 4 L six family member 4 (gene TM4SF4). Gene Ontology annotation, cellular component: membrane. Lineage: Eukaryota; Metazoa; Chordata; Mammalia; Artiodactyla; Suidae. The record is from RefSeq and is a predicted model, not a curated record.
UUUCAGCCCUAUAUUCUACUGCAACAAGGUUGAGUAUCUUGUCUAUGCUGGUGGAUUAUUAACAGAGGUUAUUGGUCUCCAUGGCAAAAUGAUUGCAAAGGACGUAAUCUUAUUUAUGAGGGUGCAAAAAAAAAAGAAAGGACUUAGUGUCAAGCAGAAUGUAUAAAUGCCUGUUGCCAUCGAGGUUCUGCUGUAUUUGAGAGGCUGAAGCAACUCCAAGGACACAGUUCACGGGCUGAUUUCGUUUCUGAGCUCCAAAAUACGGAUUGACUUGUGGACAAUUAUUAAGACGCUGUGGCCAAUAAUUUGAAGAGAGCCUGUGAAGAAGGCAGCGAAGGACUUUGUAUCACAAACCUUGUAUCUCCAUCUCCAGCAUGUGCACUGGGAGCUGUGCCAAGUGCCUGGGGGGCACCCUCAUUCCCCUCACUGUGUUUGGCUUCCUGGCUAACAUCCUGCUAUUUUUCCCUGGAGGAAAAGUGAUAGACAACAAUGACCACCUUUCCGAUGAAGUCUGGCUUUUUGGAGGAAUAUUAGGAAGCGGAGUUUUGAUGAUCUUCCCUGCACUGGUGUUCUUGGGCCUGAAGAACAAUGACUGCUGUGGGUGCUGUGGCAACGAGAGCUGCGGGAAGCGCUUCGCGAUGUUCACCUCCACAAUAUUUGCCGUGGUUGGAUUCUUGGGUGCCGGAUACUCAUUUAUCAUCUCAGCCGUCUCAAUCAACAAGGGGCCAAAAUGUUUCAUAGCCAGGAAUAGCACGUGGGGCUACCCUUUCCAGGACGGGGAUUACCUCAGUAACCGGGAUUUAUGGAGCAACUGCCAAAAGCCGGACAACGUGGUUCCCUGGAAUCUGACCCUCUUCUCCAUCCUGCUGAUCACAGGAGGGGUCCAGAUGCUUAUCUGUGCCAUCCAGGUGAUCAAUGGCCUUCUGGGGACCCUGUGUGGAGACUGCCAGUGUUGUGGCUGCUGCAGGGGAGAUGGACCAGUCUGAACCUCUCUGAUGAGCUGCUCUAACUUGAUGGCGUGUGAGAAGAUACAUUCAAUGCUUUUCCCCUCCGGAGGUUACUAAUUCCUAUCUGCUUCCCAACUGACAAAGCUUAGGGAGGCCAGAGUUAGUCCUUCUUUCCAACCAGCUGAGCUCAAGUUAUAAUUUUAUGCUAGUUUCAAAUUAGAAAAAAAAAUAGUUUUCACCACUUAAGUAAUAUUUAUGAGUCUUACAAAUUAGCUUCCUUUUAGAAUUGAAGAGCGGGUUCAAAGCAAAUACUCCAUCAUUUUUUCUUUAAGAGUGAAAACUGUAUAAAGUCACAAGUACUGCCUUACUGCUUCUUUGUAUAUUGAGUUGUUAAUAUCUUUGGAAGUUUUACAGAAGUCACAUGAGGAAUGCACAUUAAAAAUAAAAUGAGAAGCUAAGACCAGUUUUUAUUUUAAAGAUUUAUGGGAAAAAAAAGAAUGACUGAUGUAUCAUAAAUAAUUUUUAUUUGUUGUCUUUUGGGCUAACAUGUUUGAAUUACUUGUUACUAGUCUUUGAGGCCUGCCAUCAUUUGCUAGGUUUUCUUUAUGUAUAUUAAAUUAAAAUCAGAAUUCAGAGGUAAUAUAAUAAAGAUUGUGUGUUUGGGGGGAGGGGCAAAAGAUUGAAUGAA